GCCCCCUGAAGUACGUAGCCCACCACCAUUGUUGUUGGCGAGAUAAGUCACCUGCCUUCAUCAUGUUGGGCCGAUCCGUUGCUCGCGCCGCCGCAGUCUCCCGCGUCUUGCCCACGUCCGUGGCUGCUGCCCCGCUGUCGACUCAAUCGGAUGCGGUCGCGAAGACCAGCUUCAAAGACCUCUUCUCCACCGAAGCGAACGCCCGAAACUCUGUCGAAUACGUCGUGGCCAAGGUCGACGACUUGGUGAACUGGGGUCGCCGUAGCUCGCUGUGGCCCAUGACAUUUGGUCUUGCGUGCUGCGCCGUCGAAAUGAUGCACACCGCCGGGUCCCGCUACGAUAUGGAACGCUUUGGGAUGGUAUUUCGUGCGUCUCCCCGUCAAUCGGAUGUCAUGAUCGUCGCCGGGACUUUGACCAACAAGAUGGCUCCUGCCCUUCGCCGUGUGUACGAUCAAAUGCCGGAACCUCGUUACGUUUUGUCGAUGGGCUCGUGCGCCAACGGUGGUGGGUACUAUCACUAUUCGUACGCCGUGGUGCGUGGCGUGGACCGCAUCGUCCCCGUCGACAUUUACGUUCCUGGGUGCCCCCCGACCGCGGAAGCGUUUUUGUAUGCGAUGUUGCAGCUUCAGAAGAAGAUCAAAGGCAACAAGGGAUUGCUGCUCAAGUUGCGCAAGUAAUGUUGGAUCAAUCGCACCAUCGCCGAUACAUGCGUUGCCA
Molecule: messenger RNA, 717 nt
Organism: Aphanomyces invadans
Lineage: Eukaryota; Oomycota; Saprolegniomycetes; Saprolegniales; Verrucalvaceae
Product: NADH dehydrogenase [ubiquinone] iron-sulfur protein 7, mitochondrial
Exons: 4
Coding region: 63-677 (204 amino acids)
Biological process (GO): aerobic respiration; electron transport coupled proton transport; mitochondrial respiratory chain complex I assembly
Molecular function (GO): quinone binding; NADH dehydrogenase (ubiquinone) activity; 4 iron, 4 sulfur cluster binding
Source: RefSeq, a predicted model, not a curated record